This is a messenger RNA of Urocitellus parryii (Arctic ground squirrel), 435 nucleotides long. RefSeq names its product coiled-coil domain containing 188 (gene Ccdc188). NCBI's taxonomy places the organism in Eukaryota, Metazoa, Chordata, Mammalia, Rodentia, Sciuridae. The record is from RefSeq and is a predicted model, not a curated record.
AUGGCCAUCACUGAGGUAUGGGACGGUGUGGCAGAGGUACACAUGGCUCUGAACAACCAGGCCACUGGGCUCCUGAACCUCAAGAAGGACAUCCGGGGCGUGCUAGAGCAGAUGGAGGACAUUCAGCUGGAGAUUCUGGGGGAGCGGGCCCAGUGCCGCACCCAGGCCAGGAAGGAGCAACAGAUGGAGUGCACGGAGAAAGGGAGGCCACAGCUGGAAUGUUCCGAGGGCCUCAAGGGCCAGCUCUGGCUGCUGGCYCUGAGGCUGCUACUGGGCGCCCUGCUGGCCUGCACCGCUGCCUACGUGUACGUGGUGGACCCCGCACCCUUCGAGGGGCUAGUGCCGCCCCUGAUGAGCCGAGCCGCCGUCUGGAAGCUCCGGGCCCUACUGGGCCCCUUCCUGCGCCUCGAGGUGGACGACUUCCUGCCCUUCUAG